Molecule: messenger RNA, 1095 nt
Organism: Aspergillus vadensis CBS 113365
Lineage: Eukaryota; Fungi; Ascomycota; Eurotiomycetes; Eurotiales; Aspergillaceae
Product: Dabb family protein
Exons: 3
Coding region: 499-828 (109 amino acids)
Source: RefSeq, a predicted model, not a curated record
CCGACGCCGCGUGGCCGUUGCCAAUCAUGACUGGUGUGACAAUGUCACGGUCACAGCGCAAUGCCUUGAUGCCCGGAAGUAUCUGCAGUAUUCCCCUGCAAUCUAAUCAUCAUUAGUACGAGGGGUGGCUGACUGGCGGGGAAUGACAUCCAAGUCGCCGGUCGCAACUUCACCAUCGGAAGAAAGUGCCGCCCGGAAUCCCCGUCUGCUGGGAUGAAGUACAUUGUAUGGAGUACACUCGGCAUUCAAUAUGUGUUUGCUGUAUAUUAGGGGUGAAGAAUACUGAGGACAUCUUGUGACCUGACUGACCCUCCUGCUGACUGAUCCCAUCUCCACCGACACUGACGUCUUGGUGUGUCAGUCAGGGUUGCUGCUCAGUCCUUCCCUCCGCAGCACUACUGCAGCUUCACUGCAUCACCACCACCUUCCUAUCCCAACAAGGAACUUCUUCCCCGAAGGCCGCCUCACUAUUGCUGGUCACACCCUUCGUACUCCAAUAUGAUCACUCACAUUGUUCAAUUCCAGUUCAAAGCCUCUCUCGCCCCCGAAAAGGUCCAGGAGACAUGCACUCAUCUCAUCUCCCUGAAAGACAAGUGUCUACAUCCCACCACUAAGCAGCCAUACAUCAGGUCAUUCAAAGCGGGAAAGCAGGAUUCGCCGGAGGGCAACCAUAAUGGAAUCACCCAUGUCUUCGUCAUGGAAUUCGAGUCCGAUCAGGACAGAGAGUAUUAUCUCACCAAAGACCCCGCGCAUCUAGGCUUCGUCCAGACCCUGGAUGGUCUGAUCGAAAAGUCCCAGGUGGUCGACUUCACCGAGGGGGUCUUCUAAUCCUUCCGCGGACACGAAGCCCUCAAAUAUAUCAGACCGGUAUGAAUAUGCAAGAAGAGAGAUGAAUACAUGAAUGUACAUAUAAUGCAGCAAGCGAAGAAAUCAACUUUUGAUGAUGUUCUGGAUCUGUUCGAAUUUCCGACCGUUGCGUCGCCGCCAGCAUUGCGGAUACGGAUAUCUCUAAUCCAGCCGCUCCUCCGGCGUAAGGAUCCAGCUGGGCAAACACAACGCCGCAGUCACCGUGGCAAACACUAGCUCAUUAGCGAA